AUGGAGCACGUCGUUGAGGUUUCCCAAGUUAUGCCUCAGAAGUCUGCUCCAGAUCAACAGGACGACUCUCUCACAAAACACCAUGUUCACUCCCCAGGUGACAUGGAGGCCGGCUAUGACUACUCCUCGCCCACAUCGAAUAACUCCGACAUCCGGCUCCCACCAUUGAAGCAAGAGAUGCAUCCUAUUCCUCUUGAUGUUCGAAAAAUCGCCAAUCCGGCUCCCCUCGGUCUAUGUGCUUUUGCACUCACAUGCUUCCUCACGAAUCUCAUCAACCUCAAGGUUGGAAAUGUUCAAUCGGCAGGAGCUAAUCUCUCUUUGGCCUUGAUAUACGGUGGCUUGGUUCAGAUUCUGGUGGGCAUGUGGGAAAUGGCGGUGGGAAACACAUUCGGUGCUACAACAUUUACUUCAUUCGGUGCCGCCUGGGUCAGCUCUGCUCUGACCUCAACAUUCGACAGUCCCGAGACACUCAAAGACGCGGCAACUGCAACCUGCCCGAAUGAGUAUUUGACCGGUCUUCUCAACCUGUCCUGGUUCAUAUUUACCACCCUCAUGCUCCUGUGCACCCUGAAAUCCAGUCUGGCAAUGUUCUGCCUGUUCUUCUUCCUGGACAUGAACUAUCUCCUCCUCGGCAUCGCCCAUAUCGAAUGCGCUUCCCACGGCGCGGUUCUCAUCGCCGUGCAAAAGGCCGGUGGAGUUUGCGGGAUACUAGCUGCAUUUUCGGCUUGGUGGAGUGCCUUCGCCGGGGUUUGCGAUCCAAGCAACGGGUUCUUCACGGUCCCACUCGGUCACUUCCCUUGGUCUCCUGCGGCCCGUGCUCACCGGCUCAAGGCGAAGGAGAUGUGA
Molecule: messenger RNA, 846 nt
Organism: Penicillium olsonii
Lineage: Eukaryota; Fungi; Ascomycota; Eurotiomycetes; Eurotiales; Aspergillaceae
Source: the annotation of a GenBank genome assembly